Molecule: messenger RNA, 972 nt
Organism: Diospyros lotus (date-plum)
Lineage: Eukaryota; Viridiplantae; Streptophyta; Magnoliopsida; Ericales; Ebenaceae
Product: 40S ribosomal protein S6
Exons: 6
Coding region: 79-828 (249 amino acids)
Biological process (GO): translation
Cellular component (GO): ribosome
Molecular function (GO): structural constituent of ribosome
Source: RefSeq, a predicted model, not a curated record
CUUCAUCUUGGUAAUCCAGCGGGAUCAGCAGUGUUUCUUCAUCUUUCUCGUUGCGGCCGCUGAUCCGUCCCGUCCGAGAUGAAGUUCAACAUAGCAAAUCCGACCACUGGGUGCCAGAAAAAGCUCGAAAUUGACGAUGACCAGAAACUCCGAGCUUUCUUUGACAAGAGGAUCUCUCAAGAGGUCAGCGGAGAUGCUCUGGGAGAGGAGUUCAAGGGUUAUGUAUUUAAGAUAAUGGGAGGUUGUGACAAGCAAGGUUUUCCAAUGAAGCAGGGAGUUUUGACUCCAGGCCGUGUUCGGCUUUUGCUUCACCGAGGCACCCCUUGCUUCAGGGGAUAUGGCAGGAGAAAUGGGGAGCGCAGGAGGAAGUCCGUUCGUGGAUGCAUUGUCAGCCCUGAUCUGUCAGUCCUGAACUUGGUUAUUGUGAAGAAGGGUGAGAAUGAUUUGCCUGGACUGACUGAUGUUGAGAAGCCAAGAAUGAGAGGUCCAAAAAGGGCAUCCAAAAUUCGGAAGCUCUUUAAUCUUUCCAAGGAAGAUGAUGUUAGGAAGUACGUCAACACAUACCGCCGAACUUUCACAACCAAAUCCGGGAAGAAAGUCAGUAAAGCUCCGAAAAUACAGAGGCUGGUUACUCCCUUGACUCUUCAAAGGAAGCGAGCGAGGACUGCUGAGAAGAAGAAGAGAAUUGCGAAGGCCAAGGCUGAGGCAGCGGAGUAUCAGAAACUUCUUGCUACCCGGUUGAAGGAGCAGCGAGAGCGCAGGAGUGAGAGUUUGGCAAAGAAGAGGUCCAAACUCUCUGCCGCCUCUAAGCCAUCAGUGGCUGCCUAGGGAUAUAGUUCUCACUUUCUGGAGGCAAGAUGGUAUUGCUCAUUUAUAUUUUUGCCCAGUAAUUUUGCUGUCAUUUGUAUUGGGACUAUGGAACAAUUUUUGAAGUCGUGCUGCAAUUCUACUUAAUAUGCAUUUUGGUGUUUA